Messenger RNA from Uncinocarpus reesii 1704, 2256 nucleotides. RefSeq names its product ATPase. Lineage: Eukaryota; Fungi; Ascomycota; Eurotiomycetes; Onygenales; Onygenaceae. The record is from RefSeq and is a predicted model, not a curated record. Gene Ontology annotation, molecular function: ATP binding; ATP hydrolysis activity. The transcript has 2 exons. The coding region runs from base 1 to 2256 and encodes 751 amino acids. Gene Ontology annotation, cellular component: cytoplasm.
AUGGCAGAGCGGCAUAAAUUCACGAUCCGGCCCGUAUCGCGUCAACCCAGGAAUGAUUCCAAGGAUGCAUUCCGGGUCUGGAUGUCGGCGGCAUCGCUUCUGCAGUGCCAUCUGAUCAUAGGGGAACCAUGUCACCUGCAGCUUGACGACGGCCCACGCCAAACUGCAAUUGCCUGGUCCGCCCCCGAGAAGAUCCAUGACAACGUGAUCCAGACCUCGAAGCUGCUGCAGACCAUGUACGGAUUCAAACUCGGUGACAAAGUGACCGUUACCGAAUCCAAGGAGCCGCUGAGAGAGAUUGGCGUGGCUCGCCUGGAGGAGUGUACCGACGCGACGACGAUUGCAACUUAUGGAGAGCUGGCGGAACAGGACCGCCCCUACUGGGAAUGGGGCUUGGAACAUCCCCUGUCCAACUGUGAGAUUUUGGCCCUGGGCAUGACUUUUGACUACGAGCUGAAGAGGUGCCGGAGGAGCUUCAAGAUCGUGGAAAUCGACCCCGGGAGAGAGAAGAGCGAAAACACCAUUGCUCGAUUUACUCUGGGGUCAAAAGUGAAGAUUGGCCCCGUGGAUCCGGUUUCUGCGCCCAAAUCGGGGCUCCAGGUUGAUACUACCGGCCUAGGUGGCUUGGGUCCGCAGAUCGAUCAGAUCAAUGAGAGACUCCGAGAUUUCACGGCGGAAGCCCAGAAGAUUGAGAUGCCGUCGUUUUUCAAAAAUAGUGGAGGGAUUCUCAUAUACGGAUCAAAGGGUACAGGCAAAACAUCGCUGUUGAAUAAAAUUGAAGGUGCUGGGUGGAGAAGCGUGUUUCCCAUCAAGAGCUCCAUAAUCGGUCGAUCGACGGUGGACGGGGAAGCAAAGCUUCGGAAGAUAUUUGUAGACGCGCUCAAGUGUCAGCCGAGUCUUAUCUCCGUCGACCAGUUGGAUUUUCUUGCGCCCAGACGGGGCUCAAAUGACGGUUCGUCCAUGGCCUCUGUUCUCUGCGAGUGUCUCGACACGCUCCAGGAUAGCCAUGUGCUUGUGGCUGCAUGCACAAGGCAUCCAAACGACGUGGACGACACUCUGAGAACUCCGCAUCGGCUGGGCAUUGAAAUCGAGCUGCCAGUCCCAACCGGAAAGGACCGAGCCGAGAUCCUUAGGGCGCUGCGAGGAUCAGCUGAUCAGCCGGGUGACGGUUUUCUCGAGAGAAUAGCAGCCCAAACACACGGUUAUGUGGGUGCGGAUCUGUUCUCGUUGCUUCAGCUUUCGUGUAGGAAAGCACAAUCACGUCAGCUCUCCCAAUUCGCUGGAGAGCGGCUGGAUGACAAGCAAGAUCCCCCUGCAGACGCGGAGGCUGCGGAAGACAAACCGUCCAUCACACCACUUGAAAUACGGGAGGAGGAUGUAACACUAGCCCUACAAGAGACCCGGCCCACUGCCAUGAGAGAGGUGUUUCUGGAAACGCCGGCGGUGAGAUGGAGCGAUAUUGGCGGGCAACGGAAUAUCAAGAGAUAUCUCCAAAAGGCGGUAGAAAGGCCGUUAAAGUACCCUGAGCGAAUGAAGCGCUUUAAUGUUAGUGGGAAGAAGGGCGUCUUGCUCUACGGCCCGCCAGGCUGCUCCAAAACAUUGACCGUGAAAGCUCUCGCAACCGAGGCUGGGUUGAACUUUUUGGCCGUCAAAGGCGCUGAAGUCUUGAGCAUGUACGUCGGUGAAUCUGAGAGGGCACUGAGAGAAAUUUUCCGCAAAGCUCGAGCCGCCAGGCCUAGCAUAAUAUUCUUCGACGAGAUUGACGCCAUUGCCGGGCGGAGAGGGCCUGGCCAGCAGAGCGGCGUCAAUGUGCUGACAACCCUGCUCAACGAGAUGGACGGCAUCGAGGAGUUGAAAAACGUGCUUGUAGUGGCCGCAACCAACAAGCCAGACACGCUUGACCCGGCGCUGAUGCGGCCAGGACGACUGGAUAACAUCCUGUACAUCGGCUUGCCAGACAUGGAGGCCCGCAAGGAGAUACUGGAUAUCUGGUUUGCGAAAUCGGACGUUCAUGACGAAGUGGACCCCAUUGCACUCGCGGCGCAGACAGAGGGGUACUCUGGCGCCGAAUUGGUGAGCGUGUGCGAGACGGCGGCGGAUGCAGCGCUGGAUGAGGAGGAGGAGAUGGGCGAGGAGGUGCAGAUCAAGUGGGAGCAUUUCGACAAGGCUUUGCAGGAGGUCCCGAAACAGAUAUCGCUGCCGAUUUUACGGGAGUAUGAGAGAUGGAGCAAGGAAUUUGGGAAUAGACAUGAUUGA